CUGACAUACCGAGUGACGAUAUCUCACAAAUCGAAGAAAGCGUAAUGAGUAGGAUGCGCUCUUCGUAUAUAUAUAUAUAGUCCGUGCAAUGCAAUUAGGAGUUUGUAAUUAUUCAUCAAUUCAACCAAAAUGGCCACAACACAAACUGAAUUAAUUCCUCCUCCUCAGGUCCCACUUGGAACCCAAGGCUUUCAGGUUUCAAAAUUGGGUUUCGGGUGUAUGGGACUCACUGGAGCUUACAAUGAUCCUCUUCCUGAACAAGAUGGUAUUUCCGUAAUUAACUAUGCUUUCAGUAAAGGCGUUACUUUUUUUGAUACUGCUGAUAUCUAUGGAGGUAGUGGUGCUAAUGAAAUUUUACUUGGAAAGGCAUUAAAGCAAUUGCCCAGAGAAAAGAUCCAGUUGGCUACAAAAUUUGGUAUAUCUAGAAGAGACGUUUCUCGUCUCGCUGAUGUGACCAUCAAGGGUUCACCUGAGUACGUGCGCUCGUGUUGUGAAGCUAGCUUGAAACGUCUCGAUGUUGAAUACAUUGAUCUCUAUUAUCAGCACAGAAUUGAUACUUCUGUGUCUAUUGAGGAUACAGUAGGUGAACUUAAGAAACUGGUGGAAGAGGGAAAAGUUAAGUAUAUUGGACUAUCUGAAGCCAGCCCUGAUACAAUAAGGAGAGCGCAUGCUGUUCAUCCCAUCACUGCUGUACAAAUAGAGUGGUCUCUUUGGACUCGCGACAUUGAGGAGGAGAUAGUUCCUCUCUGCAGAGAGCUUGGUAUUGGAAUUGUACCAUAUAGUCCUCUUGGUCGUGGUUUCUUUGGUGGCAAAGGGGUUACGGAAAAUGUGCCUGCUGUUAGCUCCCUGACUUCUCAUCCCCGCUUCCAAGCUGAGAACUUGAACAAGAACAAAAACAUAUAUGAUAAGAUCGAAAGUCUUGGCAAAAAGCAUGGGUGCACUCCUGCUCAGUUAGCAUUAGCAUGGGUACUCCAACAAGGAAAGGAUGUUGUGCCUAUUCCCGGAACAACGAAGAUUAAGAAUCUGGAUCAAAACCUUGGUGCCUUAGCAGUGAAACUAUCAGAAGAGGACCUGAGAGAAAUUUCUGCAGCGGUUCCUGUGGAUGAUAUAGCAGGUAGUAGAUACUACAAUGGAUUUGAUCAUAUUUCCUGGAAGUUUGCUAACACACCUCCAAAAGUUUGAAGUGUCUCAACCUGAAGUAUAAAUCCCUUUUAGUUGGAGAAUGCAGUCAGUCAUGAAUAAAGCGCAGCAAUGAUUUCUUUAUUUGUAUUUAACUCUUUUAUGACCUGGCUGAACAAAUCAAGACCGGCUGUUCACAGUUGUUCUGCUGUUUUGAUUAGUAAAUAAAUAAUAAGGGAUUUCAAUCAUAUUCUCAUAGGAUUCCAUGUUGGAUGAAUGUGAAUGAAAUGUUUUUUUUUCUA
This is a messenger RNA of Medicago truncatula (barrel medic), 1421 nucleotides long. Its product is annotated as probable aldo-keto reductase 1. Gene Ontology annotation, cellular component: cytoplasm. Lineage: Eukaryota; Viridiplantae; Streptophyta; Magnoliopsida; Fabales; Fabaceae. The transcript is spliced from 6 exons. The record is from RefSeq and is a predicted model, not a curated record. Bases 130 to 1182 code for a protein of 350 amino acids.